UGUCUUGCGGAUACUCGACAACUACGACGUGCGAAGUUGUGGUGGCAGUAUCAUAACUAGGAACGUCAUUCUUACCGCUGCUCACUGUGUCCUGAGCGAAGAGAAGGGGCGACCAGUGAAACAAUUGGUUGUUUACUACAACACCAGUGACUUCUAUUCAGGCCCCUGUAUUGAGGUGAAACAAGGAGUUAUACACAACAAGUACAUCGAUGCAUUCCAAGGCUAUGACAUCGCUCUAUUAAAGCUUUCAAGACCCUUACCAAUGUUCGACCGAUUCGUCGGAGCAGUUUGCCUACCGAGAAGUGGAGCACCUACAAAGGCAGGUCCUAUGCUUCUGCCAGGUUAUGGUGCCACAAAUCUAGAAAACGCAUCAACGGAUCGGCUUCGGUUCUACACGGCGCAAGUUUUGUCCGAUGUCGAUUGUGAAAACGGGCUACAUUUACAAGGCCGACGCACUCUGACCAGCCGCCUGGUCAUUUGCAGUCGUAGCCGCUUCCAGAUGACCUGGAAUGGUGACUCUGGCAGCCCAGUAACAACCGUCAUGCCAAAUGGAAAAUCAACGCAAUACGGUAUCCAUUCUAUUGGAGGCAAGAACAUGGAUCUUCCUGUGCCGACCAUGCACACGAGAGUGGCCACCUUUGUUAGGUGGAUCCGAAAAUCACUAGCGCGAGUUGACGAAUGGCCGAUGGUCGUCACCGAAAGUCCAGGGAAUGAUGAGCCGCUGUGCGACCCACUGGAUACAGCAGCGGUAUAAUUGAUACAUUUCGCAGCGGU
Messenger RNA from Dermacentor silvarum, 774 nucleotides. RefSeq names its product duodenase-1-like. The coding region runs from base 263 to 754 and encodes 163 amino acids. The transcript has 5 exons. The record is from RefSeq and is a predicted model, not a curated record. Gene Ontology annotation, molecular function: serine-type endopeptidase activity. Lineage: Eukaryota; Metazoa; Arthropoda; Arachnida; Ixodida; Ixodidae. Gene Ontology annotation, biological process: proteolysis.